GAGUAAAAGAAGUAGCAGAAGAAGAAAAUUUUGAAGUACCUAACCUAAACCUAAAUCAUCAAUUCAUCUUUUAAAUCAUUAAUCCAAUGAAUAAUAUAAUAUAAUAAUAAUCAUACUCCUCAUACAAGACAGUAUAUAAUAUUUUGAAAGUUCGCAAGACAGAACAGGACUUUCCAUGAAACAUGAAUUAUGAAAAACAUUUGGACUCAGAAACCUGUAGUAAAAUCAUUGGGCCAUUGGUUUUUGAGGAAUCUUCUUAUAACCAUCUUCAGUAUAAUGCUGAAACAAAAUGCCUCCUAUGUGAGGAUAGUUUCAACUUAAACAUGUCUCUACCUGUAUGUCUGACCCAUCUAUUUGAUGUUCAUAAUGUAGUCAUUGAGGAUGUACAAAACAUAAACAAAUUACAUGAAUACAUGACUUAUUGGAGAAAUAAAUUCAAGUGUACUCCUCUAGAACAGCUAAUUCCUGCAGUUACAAUCGAUUCGACAGGCGUAAGAUAUUUUUUAAUGUCUGUGUUAUUGAAAGAAGACAAAGCUUUGAGGCAUAAACUGAGGUUAGAUCAUGCUCUUGCAGUUCAGGAGUUUGAAAGGAAAGAUGAGCAUUAUAUCAGGCCAUGUUUAUUAUGUAAGGUAGUGUUUGAAGGUACAAGACCAAAAUAUUUUGAACAUCUCUCCACCCAACACAAUUUACAAUUGGGGAAUCCUCAGAAUAUGGUUUAUCUUGAAGAAUUAGUGAAUAGAAUUGAUGAAAAACUUACAGCAUUGCAGUGUAUAUUUUGUGAGAAGACUUUUCCAGAUAGAAAUAUUCUCAAGGAGCAUAUGAGAAAAAAACUCCAUAAAAGAAUAAAUCCCAAAAAUAGAGAGUAUGAUAAAUUCUAUAUUGUAAAUUAUUUAGAAGAAGAUAAAGAUUGGCAGGUAAUACAGAAGGAGGAUGAUAGAUAUGCUAUUCCUAGGGGAAAUGAAUCAAAUACAGAUGAAGAAUAUUCAGACUGGAAUGAAGAUGCUGAUCAGAUAAUAUGCCUGUUUUGUAAACACAAGGAUGUUAAUAUCAAUACUCUUUGUUUACAUAUGGAUGCUGAUCAUGAUUUCGACUUCAUUCAGCAAUCUGAGCACUUGGAUUUUUAUCAGAAAGUUAAAUUGAUCAACUACAUCCGAAAGCAAGUCUAUGACCUGAAGUGCAUAUUCUGUGAUGAACUCUUCCAAAGUUCUAGUCAGCUUACAAAUCAUUUGGUGGACAAUAAUCAUUACAAAAUACCUGAUGUGAAAAUUUUCGAUCAACCUGAGUUCUAUUUUCCUACAUACGAAAAUGACUCAUUAUUAUACCUGAUUGAUGAUGUUGAAGACUAAAAUACGUGAUCUGUUAUAUAUUGUAAUAUUUUGAAAAAUAAAAUGAUAAAAGUG
Molecule: messenger RNA, 1400 nt
Organism: Phaedon cochleariae (mustard beetle)
Lineage: Eukaryota; Metazoa; Arthropoda; Insecta; Coleoptera; Chrysomelidae
Source: the annotation of a GenBank genome assembly